This is a messenger RNA of Aspergillus campestris IBT 28561, 2022 nucleotides long. Its product is annotated as Zn(II)2Cys6 transcription factor. Bases 1 to 2022 code for a protein of 673 amino acids. Gene Ontology annotation, molecular function: DNA binding; DNA-binding transcription factor activity, RNA polymerase II-specific; zinc ion binding. The record is from RefSeq and is a predicted model, not a curated record. NCBI's taxonomy places the organism in Eukaryota, Fungi, Ascomycota, Eurotiomycetes, Eurotiales, Aspergillaceae. The transcript is spliced from 7 exons. Gene Ontology annotation, biological process: DNA-templated transcription; regulation of DNA-templated transcription.
AUGGCCGAUAGUCCACAUCGGACACGCUCCCGUGCGCGUCAGGCAUGUCUCCACUGUAAUCGCCGUCGCAUCAAAUGCAAUGUGCUGUCUCAACGGCCUUGCCACAACUGUAUCUCGCAGAACGUGCCCUGCGAGCUGGGAGUGUCGAAGCGAGGAAAGUAUCCCCGCAAAAAGCCGCCUCCACCGAUCACUCCAAGAUCUGAGCCCGACACCCCGUUGGCGGAUGCGACCCAGUUGGCCCGCGGGGAGGGUCCGCUCCCCCAGCGCAUCCCAAUGGCGCCCCGAAGCCCCUGGAUCACCCCCGAGUCGGCCUCUUCGGCCCAGCCGACCGUAUUCCUGGGCGAGUCCAGUCCAUUGACGUGUGUGAUCGACGAAGGGCGUCGCUCUUCCCCCGACAAGGGAUCGGCACUCAAGACCCGCCUACACUAUGCCAUCCCCGAGCGUCUGGAUUCAACCAGCGCGCGCGACGACGUGAUGCGUGCGCACAAGGCUCAAAUGGAGAUCCAGCUGUCCUCAGCCGGAGCCUUUUCCUACCCACCGCUUGAGACGCGCGAGACACUGCUGAAAGCAUACUUCGAUUGGUUCCACCCUUGCUUUCCCAUCCUUGAUCGUGCUGCGGUUCAGCAGUUGUAUUCCCAGGGAACCAUCUCGCCGCUUUUGCUCCAGUCUAUGCUCUUCAUUGGUGUCAGUUUGUGUACGGAUGAUGAGUUCGCUCGUACGGACUUUGCGAUCCGCUACCAUGCCAAAUUUCUCUUUUAUAGCCGAGCCAAGGCCCUCUAUGACGCCGACUGGGAGACAAACAAGACCGUUAAACUGCAGUCGAUUUUUAUGCUCAGUUUCUGGCGCGGUGGGCCAUCGGAAGAGCGCGAUACGUGGUCCUGGCUGGGAGUUGCCAUCAGCUUGGCACAGAAACGUGGCAUGCACAUGAUGUCUAAAUUUUCGUUCCAUUCGCCGCGUGAAGCGAAGCUGUGGAAGCGGAUUUGGUGGGCUUUAUAUAUUCGGGACCAGCAGAGUGCAGCUGCCCUUGGGCUUCCCCCUCGCAUUCGUGAUGAGGACUGCGCAGUGGCCAUGUUGCAGCCCGACGAUGUGUUGGAUGAUGAGGUUUCUGGGGAGCAGCAUAUAUUCGGCACUCAGUGUGCCACUGAGGUUCCAUAUCCGGUCGAGAUGGCCAAACUUGCCCGAAUCCUGCACAAUAUCGUGUCCUCCCAGUAUCUGCCAGUGCACUCAACGAGGGUAACUUCCUCUCGUGCCGCUCUAUGUCAGCAAUUAUGCGAGUGGGAAGCUCAAAUCCCUGAGGAGUUGAAGCUAGACCGUGGCACAACCCCUAAGGACACCUUCCUUGCAGGUCUCCUCCACAUGACUUACAAUAACCUGUAUAUUUUGCUGUAUCGGUCCUCUUUUCUGUAUCCACCCAACGAGGGGCUGGAACAGCCAGGACAGGCCGCGCUGGACGCCGCCACGAGGAGCACCCGCAUCAUUGAGGAUAUGCUGUCGCACAAUCUGGUGCAGCACGGCCCGACACAUCUAAUCACCCACGCCUUUUCCACCCUCUGUAUCCACACAAUCCACUGCCGACGCGCAUCCGGCACAACACGAAAACUCGCAGAACACCGCGCGCGCCUCUGCCUUCUUGGUCUCCAAGAGCUGCAAAAAUCCUGGGAUCUGGAAAACUGGGUCUUGGAUUUGUUCUUCCGGUGUUUAGAUGAUUGCACUGCGCGUAAUCUUCGACUACCGGACCACACACACCCCGCGACAGAAGCUCGGCACAGCGUCAGCAAUGAGACACCAGAGACGCAUACACCGCAUUACUCAGACGAUAUAACUACAAGCCAUUCCACUGAUGCGACCCUGGAUGUCUCUCUACAAGCUGCUUCUGCUGCCCAGGCUGACCUGAGCGCCCCCAGCGAGUGGUUUGGUGGGCUGUUUAACUUCACCGAUGACUAUACCGACGUCCUGGGGACUGCACCGUCUCAGGAACCGUCGAAUCUGCAGAACCUGGAAUUUCUAUAUCGGUUUCUCUAA